This is a messenger RNA of Morus notabilis, 729 nucleotides long. Its product is annotated as probable WRKY transcription factor 23. The record is from RefSeq and is a predicted model, not a curated record. Gene Ontology annotation, biological process: regulation of DNA-templated transcription. Gene Ontology annotation, molecular function: sequence-specific DNA binding; DNA-binding transcription factor activity. NCBI's taxonomy places the organism in Eukaryota, Viridiplantae, Streptophyta, Magnoliopsida, Rosales, Moraceae. The transcript has a single exon. The annotation marks the transcript as partial.
AUAUAUAUAUGUAGGAGUUACUAUCGUUGCACUAGUGCAUCAUGUAAUGUGAAGAAGCGAGUAGAGAGAUCGUACAGUGACCCAAAUGUGGUGGUGACCACUUACGAAGGCCAACACACUCACCCGAGUCCACUCACUUCUCGCCAAUUAACUCACGGCGGCGCUCCUCCGGCAGCCGCGGGGCCCACUUUCGCCAUGCCAUUCUCAAGAAUGUCACCCCUACCAUCUCACUAUCAAUUCCUCCAGCAUCAACAUCAUCAACAACUACAACAACAAUUCGCUGAUCAUCAUGCCUUGUCCUCCUCAUUGCCUUCAAAUAAUAAUUUCGGUUGCGAUUCGAUUUCAAAUGCUGCUAAUUUUCUUCAUGAGAGACGCUUUUGCACCCCUACAGGGCCAGCUAAUUUGCUUAUAACGGACCAUGGCCUUCUUCAGGACAUUGUCCCCUCGCAUAUGCUCAAGCAAAAGUAGAGAAAGAAGACUUAAGGAGGACGUCAAAUAUUGCUAGCUAUAGCUAUAUAUAUUAUGUUAUAAUUUUUAGGUUUUACUUUUUAUUAGAGGAGAGGUGAAGACUGUAGUAGUACUUACACUACAAAACCCCCCAUUAAUACUGGUAUGUAAUUUUCAUGCUGACCCGGUGCAUGAUGACCCUUUUCUUUUUCUGAUCUCAAAGAAAUCACUUGUUUCAUACUCAAACUCUGAUCAUAUAUGAUUUCUACUUUAGCUUCUUUC